This is a messenger RNA of Fomitopsis serialis, 1143 nucleotides long. RefSeq lists its product as uncharacterized. Bases 1 to 1143 code for a protein of 380 amino acids. The transcript has 4 exons. The record is from RefSeq and is a predicted model, not a curated record. NCBI's taxonomy places the organism in Eukaryota, Fungi, Basidiomycota, Agaricomycetes, Polyporales, Fomitopsidaceae.
AUGGCCUCGAAGAUCUAUAUGCCUGAAUACAUGCAGCAUCCUGGCUGGACCGGUCAGCACCCGGACACUAUCCAGGCUAACGGACUCCAGUUUGCCGAUCUAGACGUCGGAAACUGGACCGUCAAACUCGAGUUUCGCGUCGGAGGCAAGGUCGCGAACGGCAGCGGAUUCCUCAUCAACGUCCCCGAUUGCCCCAAAGCUGUCAUCCUUACAGCUGGCCAUAACCUCCUCGGUCCCGACGGGGCACGUUCCACAGACCUCGCCGUCCUCGAGGCGCCAGAGGCAAAGUAUGUCAUGCCGGAAGACGAUCGGUUGAAGGAUGCCAAAAAGGAUGUUGGAUUUGGAUUCGGAUGGAGCUUGCGCCUCGGUCAUGCGGAACAUAUCAAGGGCACUGUAUACGUCAGUGGCUACCAGGGCACUACGCCGUCUGGUCACCCCAUCACGUCGUCUGGCCCACUCGUCGCAGCCUAUGCAGACUGGCUGGAGUAUCGCCCUAAGACGGAGCAAGGCAUCAGCGGCUCUGUAGUAUGGACGGAGUACCAAGGGUCUCCUACCGUCAUAGCUAUUUAUAAUUCCAGCGCUGACCCUAAGCGCAAAAACGGCGGCAGCCGAGGGACGCGUCUCACUGUCGCUGUGCUACGCGAAGUCCUCUGCUUCGCGCAAGUCGGCCACUACAACGUUAGACUUCGCGCCCACGGGACCCCUAAGCAGGUCCAGCUGCUUCCCAAGCGUGGCUUGUACAUGAGCUUCCCGGAGGAGUUCCCUUUCGCUAGAGUGCGGCUUGGACCGGGAGGGGCACUGGACAUCCUUCCGGCAGAAGUCAACAAGAAAACUAAACUGCAUGCAUUGGCAGUUCGGGGGCAAUGGGCGCUCUUCAACGCACCGAAGCAGCAAAUCACGUUAAGCGCGGACGUCCAGGAGGAAUGUCUCUUCAGCAUAGAUGAUAAGACGAAGAAGGGCUCGGACGAGACAGCGAUUGAGAUCGUGAUCGCGAGGGGCGAUGGGAAGUUGCAGUUGCGCAUGCGAGGAGAGAAGCUGAAGGACCUUGAGGACGACUUUGAAGACGAGGACGCUGAGAGCUCCGAGGUUUCGAUGGUCAAAUACCCGGGCAAGGACGUACCUGCUCGUACGGCCGAAGCCUGA